Pelobates cultripes (western spadefoot toad) is the source of this 25771-nucleotide messenger RNA. NCBI's taxonomy places the organism in Eukaryota, Metazoa, Chordata, Amphibia, Anura, Pelobatidae. The record is from the annotation of a GenBank genome assembly.
GUCACGUGUUCUGCAGUCACGUGAUCAUCUCCCGGCCCACUGCUAGUUUACGACGGUCGUAAACCAGAUCCAGCUGACGGAAGUGGAGUGAGUUCGGGCGUUCCGGUAUUAUUACUAAUAAUCGGCGAUUAUUACCAGAUCGGGCAAUAGUUUAAUGUAAGUAUUGGUCUUACAGUAUUCUGACUGCAUGUAUUAUUGUGUAUGAGGAUUUAAUGCUGUCUAUCUAUCUCUCUGUAUGUCUGUCUAUCUCUCUCUCUGUGUGUCUCUCUGUCUGUCUAUCUCUCUCUGUGUGUUUCUCUGACAGCAAUUCAUGGGAAUCCAGCUAUUAUGAGUGUAUUUGUUACACUAUCUGGUUGUAGCCCAAGGCUGAGUUGUAUUAUGUUGUUUACUGAAAGUCAGUGAUUGACAACCAUUUCUGGACCGAGUUACACCAUCUUUUUAUUUUUAUUUUUUUAAUACCUUAUUCAGCAGUGUCCCAGGUACUUGACUCGUUACUAAUACUUUCAGCCAUAUUGACAUAUUGGUAUUUAAAAUAAUAAGCACCAUAACCACUGCAGCACAGUGUGUUGGUUAUGGUGCCGGAAGAGUACCAUUAAUAGGAGGGCACAUAGAUAAAGUAAACAACCAAGAUUUAUAUAGACCAGGUGCUCAACUAUGUAUAACCGCUUGUUCAAAGAGCAACAACACAUAUUAUGCUAAUGACCGCACCUAUAGAUAAAAAUAUAAACUUUAUUAGAUAUUCGUAAAGUAAAAUCACAGGGUACAUAUAUAUAGAUCACAUAAACAGAGUGCAAAUAAAAUCAGAAUACGCCCCUUAUUAUAGUAGAACCGUAAGAAAUCAUAAUUAGACAAAGAGUCAAUAUAAACCAAAAUCCCAGGCCAUUUAUUCCAUACAUGAAUAUACAUACUCACAGAAAAAACAAACCGUUUUGAGAACAGACAACACACAAUACAACAUGGUACCCUCUGUGUUAAAAUGUGUUGGCAACUUACCUGGGUCUCACUGGGCACCCACAUCUUAAGCCACAUGACUAAGGUAAGUUGUUAAACUGUUCUAAAAUGGGAGAGCAACAGGAAACUCCUGCACCAUAACUACUAUAGUGUGCUGUAGUUGUUAUGGUGCAUGGAGUUGUUGUUUUAUUAAUAACCUGAUAGGAAUACCUGUUUUAAUGCUGGGACUAAUUAUAAAGUAACACUAACAUUAUAAUUACAUAUAGGUGUUUAUAAAGUUUUGUAUUCAUAGAUCCUCCUCUAUAAGUUAAAGUGGCUUUAUCUCCCAAUUUUUUUAUUUAUUUUUUUAAAACUUUUUUUUUUGGGUGUUUCAUAAAGAUACAAAAUUCCAACAUAGGCAAAAUAUAUCAUUAGUCAAAGUAUGGACACUUUUUUUGUCUUGUGGUAAAGCCUCAACUUGAUGACACUUGAACAGGGCCACUUUAAAAAACAAAAACACAUAUACAUACUCCCCUUUCCUCUAGUGGCAUCCCAAUCUCUCUGUGGCUACUACUCUUUUCUCUGUUGAGAUUAUGCGGAUGGACAAUCAUGGCCAAUCAGAUGCUUCUUCAUCAAGAUGCACUGAGGCCCCUACUGCACAUCUGCAGCAAUUGUCACACUGAAGCAAUUGUUUUAGCUACAUUUAGAAGCAGUAUGGAAGCUUGUCCAUACUUGGAAAAAAUUAUAUUAGAGAUCUAUUGGAGUAUGGUAUUCGGCACACACUGACUUAAAUUCAUGGAUUGUAUAGUCCACAACAGUUGGAGUGCCGAAGGUUUGCCCGCACAUGCGCCCAAGUCAAGCAUGUUCACCAAAUUAUCCAUAAGCUGUGUAAAAAAUAAAUAAUAAUAAUAAAAUAAUGGAUAGUGCGAGUAUUUUACAUUUUUGGAUUUGUAUUCUUGCCCGCAGGUUGCGCCACUCAUGGCUAUGAGACCUCAGGCGGCUGUGGCCGGAAAAGUCUUCAUACAGAGAGACUACACCAAUGGCACUCUGUGUCAGUUCCAGACAAAGUUUCCCACUGAGCUGGAGACCCGGGUAUGUUUGAGAAAAAGAUGCCUAAAAUGCUUUGAACUCCACAAAAGUAUAUGUGUAAAUUCUUCUAUAUUUACUUCUUUGUGAAUGCAGCAUAAUUUUGUGAUCCCUUCACUGUAACUGAUAUUUUCACUGUAUUCAGAGAAUUAAAUCCAUGUUUGGAUUUCCAGAGUUUUUUCUAUCUCAGUCUGGGGAUUUGGCAUUGAAUGUCAGUUGCAGUUUUCCAUGGUAAAACAAUAAAUGUAGUCCGGGCACUCAGGAUCACUUAUUUUAUUAACCUUUUUAUUCACUGCGUCAGGGGGUGGGGGAGGCAGAGUGAGCUAUUAUUCAAGGAAUACAGCAUCCCUUUAAAUAACUGCUUUUCAUACAUUGCUAUUUACAUACUGAUUCUGCCAGCAGGCAUCUGUUGUGUCUAAGAAAACACAUGUUUAUGAUGAGUACCUUAUGUAAAGAUUUGAAAGGACCACUAUAGUGCCAGGAAAACAUACUCGUUUUCCUGGCACUAUAGUGCCCUGAGGGCACCCCCUCCCGUCGGGCUCUGGGGAGAGGAAAGGGGUUAAAACUUACCUUUCUCCAGCGCUGGGCGGGGAGCUCUCCUCCUCCGAUCCUCCUCUUCUCCUCCCAUUCGGCUGAAUGCGCACGCGUGGCAAGAGCUGCACGCGCAUUCAGCCGGUCGCAUAGGAAAGCAUUUACAAUGCUUUCCUAUGGACGCUUGCGUGCUCUCACUGUGAUUUUCACAGUGAGAAGCACGCAAGCGCCUCUAGCGGCUGUCAAUGAGACAGCCACUAGAGGCUUUGGAGGAAGGUAUACCCAUUUGUAAACAUAGCAGUUUCUCUGAAACUGCUAUGUUUAUAAAAUAAUGGGUUAAUCCUAGCUGGACCUGGCACCCAGACCACUUCAUUAAGCUGAAGUGGUCUGGGUGCCUAGAGUGGUCCUUUUAACUGAUGAUCAUGCUCCCUGGUUUUCAGUGAUGAACAAUGUUGAAAAUGUUAUGAAACUUGUCAACUCCUGGCUUAUAGUAUUUAAAAUUAUGACUGUUCAUAAAAAACUUUGAAUGGAAUAUUGAAUACAUACCUUAGAAUAAACCUUUAGUUAAUUAUCAAAACUGAUUAGAAAAUAUCAGAUAUUGCUCCGCUGACGUUUGCAGCAAUAAAGAUGCAAUAAAAUGCUGCCAUAGUACUAUGUCCAUUUGAGGGAAAGUGAUACUCUGUUAUGUAAAGUAAUACAAGAGGAGGAAAAACUAUUUUCAUAUGUUUUUCUGUAUUUACUUUACAUGUUUGUGUUUUUCAAAUCUCGAUUCCUUUUUUUUUUUUUUUGAGUAAAUGGAGCAUACAAUGGCAUGGCCUAUCUGCAACAUAGCAUUACCCUCAUACACAAAGUGGUGGGCAUCAGUUUACUCCUCAUUCACGUAAAUAGAAUUUACUGAACACGUGGUUAUAUCGUAGAUUUUACCAUGUUCUAAACAGACAAGCUUAUAUUUGAAAUAUUAGUGUAUACAAAAAACUAAAUCUCAGCAGUUGUGGACCACUCUAGCAUCUUGAAACUGUAAUUUGGAUGGAAUUCGACACAUGUAAAAAGAUGAAUUGUAUCAUUGCUGUAUUGAAGAGACCUUCUAGAGUGGAGUUGAGCCAUUCCUUCAUUUUGUUUAUUAAUUUAUUUUUUUCAAUGUUCUAAAGAUAAUGCAUUAAAAUAUUUACAGAGACAUUAAUGAUUGGGAAUUUGAAACAGGGUGAAUUUUGGGGCCCAUGGAAACCAAGCAAAGCUUUUUGUUCAUACUUCAUUAAAGUAAUGCUUUAGUUUUGUCAUGUUAUCUUGGGGGAUAAUUGGGGACUACACUUUUUGUACAUUGAAAAUAGAUUAAAAUCUGGGCUAACGAUGGACAAUAUAAAGUCACUAACGGAUCAGUAUUUAUUCAUCUUGUUUUUCCUUUAAUUAAAGAAACACUAUAGUGCUAGGAAUACAAACCUGUUUUCCCAACGCUAUAGUGCCCUAGUCUAAAGUUUGUUCUCAGGGCCCCCCCAACUGCAAUAAAAAAAAAUGUUAUUUAAAAAAAAAAAAAAAAAGGCAGGGGGGAUUACAUACGUAUUCUCCAGCAAACCAAGACUGCAGUGCCUUUUUUUUUUUUUUUUGCAGGAUUAAAUGACAUGGUGACUGUACCCAGACUCAUCUCAAUGAAGUGGGCUUGGUGACUUUUUUUUUUUUUUAGGUCCCACCUGAAAAAAUUAGUAUUUCGAUAUAAACUGUAAUACUCAUUUUCACUGUGUUGGAAUUUCACAGAAAUUCCAACCCAGUCAAGAGAUAUACAGAGACAAAUUUGGGGCUAUUUUUUUUUUUUUUUCCUGUGUUUCUCCUCCGUCUGACUUUCUUAGACCCAGGGCAGAGUCUAAGUGUCAAUUCCGACGGCCAUCAUUAGUGACGCUGCAGGGAAUUGGCUGUCACUGCGGGAUUCUCCAUAGACUUCAAUGCUGUACAGCGGUGACUUAGAAGAAAACUGAACAAGAUGGCUGCGCACCAUUACCUGCCCUUACUCUCACAGUAAAGGGUUUCUUUUCAAAUAUUUUAAUUUUUUUUUAUUUUAUGAAGGUUUUAUAUUUUACAUCAAUAUAUGCAAUACUUUUAUAUUGAAUACAUAUAAGUCAAAUUGCAUAUGGAGAUACAUACAUCAAAUGUACAAACAAAACAACAACAAAAAAUUAGUUUAAAGGGACACUAUAGUCACCAGAACAAUUACAGCUUAUUGAAUGUGUUCUGGUGAGUAGAAUCAUUACCUUCAGGCUUUUUGCUGUAAACACUGUCUUUUCAGAGAAAAUGCAGAGUUUACAUUACAGCCUAGUGAUAACUUCACUGGCCACUCCUUAGAUGGCUGUUAGAGAUCCUUCAUGGGUCAUGCCUAAAAUGCACUGACCUUUCCUCAUAGAGAUUCAUUGAUUCAAUUAAUCUCUAUGAGGAGAUGCUGAUUGGCCCGGGCUGUGUUUGAAUCAAGUGUAUAUGUGUGUGUGUGUGUGUGUGUGUAUAUAUGUAUGUGUGUAUGUAUGUAUAUGUAUAUGUGUGUGUGUAUAUAUAUAUAUAUAUAUAUAUAUAUAUAUAUAUAUAUAUAUAUAUAUAUAUAUAUAUAUAUAUAUAUAUAUAUAUAUAUUUUAAAUAGUUGUAUACAUGAGACACAUAAUCCAAGGAAUUCAUGUAUAAAGUGAAAUCAUGAGGCAAAAAUGUGGUUCUUAGUUGAGUUCAUUUGCAUAUCCUACCCAGAGUCCCUUGCAGUAGUGAUAUUUCUGUGGGAAAAGCAAGUUUUAUUGCUUGACUGGUGUGUGUAUUUGUGUUUUGCAAUGUCAUAAGACUGCUUUUCCCACAGAAAUCUUACUUUAACAGUACUCUCACUACGGCAAGGGAUUCUGGGUAGGCGUAUGCAAAUGGGCUCAUUUUUGACUCCUAAUUCCAGUUUAUUCCUGGAUUCCUUGGAGUAUGUCUGCUGUUAGCAAUGUAAUAACUAUCCACUUACUUCAGGUGGAAGGUGUUUUCAUCCAAAUUUUUUUUCCCCACCACAAUUCUCUUGGUAUGUAAUAAAAAAUAUAUAUAUCUCUAUCCAUCUAUCUAUCUAUCUAUCUAUCUGUGGUCAGGGACAAUAAGCUGAGUUGUGGUGUGCCGAAACCGACAUUCGGGUAGACCUGUAAAAAGAGGGCAAAAAGUUAAGUUUAAUACGUGUCUACAUAACACCACCAAUACUUUACAUUUUAUCAGCAUUUAUAAACAUACCGGAAAGAGAAAAUUGGUUAGUGGGAGAUACUUAAUAACACCAAGAUACUGGCUGACCUAUGUUAUGCCAAGUGGUGAAACAAUUAAGCUAAAUUGGUAACUUGGGAACCUAACUAGUUGCCAAGUGGCAAUGAGAGGCUCUACCUCUGAUUUGGCCCAUUGGCUAUGUUUGCCACCGAGCAUUUUGGCGGGGUGUUGGCCUCUCGGUGAGGAUUAAAGAGAUUCAAAAUAAGUUGGCCAUGACAGGUGAGGCCGUAACUGCUUUGCCAAGAGGGCGGAGAUGCGAGGCAGUAACUAUGAUUUGGCCCAAGUGGCGAAUACCUCCGUUGUUGAGGAUGGGAGUUGGCCUCGCAGGACAGCUAUAUAAUGACACAAGAAGCCGAAAACUACUUAUGGCCACUUAGGGUACAACCAGACCAACCUAAAGAUAAAUUUUGUAGAGCGAGUGGUUGUUGUAAGAAGGGAGGUAGUAUCGUAAAGCGAAUCACUUACGUGGUGUUUUUAAAAACACAAUAUAUAAAAUAUAAUUCAAUAUAUAUUCAUUAUUUUAUUCAGUGCCUCUCUUUCAGAAGUGUGAGAUAAAUUGACACUGUGUGUCAGAAUUUUGAUCAAAAAAGUUGAAUUGGGGAUGUUUUGAAAGGAGCACCAUGGCAGACUUCAGCUUCCAUCACAACGUAAUCUGCAUGAAGUUGUUAUGGGAGCUGGAGUUGCUGGGCUAAGGCUAAAACCAGUUUUAAAACUUUUAACUGCAAAUUCGCGCCUUUGUGUGCCCUUCCACACUGCCUCCUCUGUCUUUCUCCCAGCCGCCACACUGAUGCGGAAGGAUUGUUUUGGGUACCGGUGAUUUUCUGCAUUAUCUGAAUUGGCUUCCUGUCAAACAAGGCAUUUGCUUGGAAAUCCCAGCUAACUCUUCUAAUAAUAAUAAUAAUAAUUAUUGGUAUUUAUAUAGCGCCAGCUUAUUCUGCAGCAUUUUACAAUAAAAAUGUUCUAAUUAUUAUUUAUAUAGCGCCAUCAGAUUCCGUAGCGCUGUACAAUGGGUGGACUAACAGACGUGUAAUUGUAACCAGAAAAUUGGACGUACAGGAACAGAGAGGUGGAGAGCCCUGCUCAAUGAGCUUACAUUCUAGAGGGAUUGGCUUUAAAAUCCCAGCUAACUCUAAUAUUAUUAUUAUUAUUAUUUAUUAUUAUUAUUAGUAUUUAUAUAGCUCCAGCUUAUUCCGCAGUGACUUACAAUAAAAAUGUUCUAAUGAGGGUAUUAAUAAUUAUGCAAACUUGCAUGAGAUCACAUAUCACUGCGAAGGAGUUUGCAGCUCAAUUCAUAAUACACGGGGAUGUCUGAUAUACUUCCAUGAGCUUCUAUGGCCAUUUUCAUCAUCAACUUGUCGUGACUUCAUCUGUCAAGGACCGUGUCAUUGGUGUUCUCAAUCAUUUGCAUGUUUUCAAAAUUGGAGUCUUUGCAUGAUUCACCAUGCAUUUUCAACAUUUGCAAAAAAAGGUGUCUGACAUCUGUUGAGCAGAGGAGAAAGCUUCUUGAAUAAAAUUGUAUGUAUUUUAUCUUCAAAUUAAAUUGUAAUUUCAAUGAAAUUCCAGAAUUUGAAAGGCUGUAUUCUUUCAAAGUUUCCAGUUUUGGUGUUUGAUUACACUACAGAUCAAACUUGUCACUGUGAAAACUUUGGUAGUGUGAUGAAUUCGUCUGGAGCGGUUAUGGGAAAUUGCGCUGAUCAAGCCCAUGGUUUUAUAUAGGAAUAUGCCAUUGUGAAUAAGUGUGUUCUCUUUUUGUUAAGCUGUGCAAUUCUUGCCUGUCUCAUCCAUUCUCCUGUGUUGUUUCUAAACAUUCCAGGCUGCUCUCUACAUGUAGCCUCAGGGCAUCUCAAUAGCCCAUGUACAAAACUAAUAUUUUUUUUCUGCAGAAAACCUAAAGCAGAUUUGAUUUCCUUGGCUCAUCUUAGGCUGAAUAAAAGUCUUUCCUUUUGGUGGUAGAGAUGGAUUGUGUCGCCUCCUUUAUGGUGUAUGUUCUUGCAGAUAAUUGGUGCACAGUCUGCACACUUGAUUCAGGGAGAGGAACCCUGUCUUUCCCACAUUUAACAUACUAGUGAAUACAUGCAGGGAUGGCAAAAAAAUUCCACUAGUCUCCUCACCUAUCCUUUGUGAGAAACUAAAACAAGUGUUCCAUUCCAUAUACAUAUUUUUAUUUAUUUAUUCAUUAAAUAAAUAGGUUAUAAUGAGGUUUUGGUAUGUAAUAUGUAUGUGUAAGUGCACAUAUCUACGUAUAUCUCAUAUAUUGUACACUUGUUUUAGCAGGGCCUUCUUCAGCUCUGGUCUUAUUUUGUAUGUCAGUUACAAAUUGUAAAAUAUCCCCAUUCUAUAAUUGAAAGUGUUGAGGAAUAUGUUGGUGCUAUAUAAUAUAAAUUUAGAGAAAUUAGAACAAAAUUACCUAUCCAAAUAGGUUUCUUUUGAGGUUGAAACAUACACUUUAAUUUGAUUGAUAAAACAUAACAUUUGAUUAAAAAUUCUAUUUAAAAACGUAUAAAAAAAAUGAAUUUGGUUUGAUUUUUAAAUGUUUCAUUUUAUCAAUCAAAUUAAAGUGUAUGUUUCAACCUCCAAAAGAAUGCUCAUAGGCCAGCCGGCCGACAAAAGGCAGCAUUAUUGAAAGCAUACAUAUACGUUAAAGAGCGCUGCCAUGUACAUUGUUUAUUUUUCUGUUAUCAAAUUAAAUGAACACUACAGGGUCAGGAAUAGAAAGGUUAAAACACUAUUUAGGUCCCCAGCCCACCACACCUUACCCCCUUAAAUAUAGUAGUUUAUGCAACUUUAUUCCAGUGCCGCACUUGCACCGCGCCCAAUCAGCCUCCUUGGUUGACAUCAGAAUUAAUCUCAGCCAAUUUAAUGCUUCCCCAUAGGAAGCAAUUGUCAAUUCUGAGGGGCCAAACACCCUGCUGGCAAUCAGCAUCUCCUCAUAGAGAUGCAUUGAAUCAGUGCAUAUCUAUGGGGAAACUUCAACAUCUCCAUGCAGAGCACCUCCAGUUGCCGUCUGAGUGACUGCCACUGGAUGUGUGCCUAGUAAGCAAUGUAGACAAUGCAUUUUCUUGAAAAGGCAGGUUUUACAGCAUAAAGCCUGCAAGGACUUACUAUACUCACCAGAACAACUUCAUUAAGUUGUCCUGGUGACCAUAGCGUCCCUUUAAGAGAUGUGUGUGUUGUGUUUUUUUUUUUUUUUUUAUGUUGCUAAUGGGAGGGCGGAGAUCAGAGCAGACCUUUUUAGAUCUCCCCAAAUGAUUUAUACCUCCAAAUCAGGUACAAAUACAAUGAACUUUUACAUUUACUCCAACGCUUACGUUUGUGAGUUUAAAAAAAAAAAAAAUAGUAGGACAGCCAAUGGGAAUGGUCGCAUAAUCGUUGUGCUCCUACCCGAUCGGCGAAAAGCGGCAAAUAACAGCGACUAAACUGCAGAAACAGACAACCAAACAACUCCCAUCAAGCACUGACAAGCUGCUCCACCCGAUGGCGGCAAAAAACAAACCAAAACUGGACAAAUUACUGAGAGACUGGGACAUUUUUCGCACAAAAAACGCCGGAAAGGGAACAAGAUGGCGCCGAAGAAGGAGCGGAGGCGCAGACGUCUGACACAGAGAACGAAGCUCAGGCGGGGAGUGAGGGGCCAAUAAUGGAGUCCAGAAUGAAAUCUCUGCUGGAAACAUUGAAUACCUCUCUGAUGCACCAAUUUAAAGAGGUAAUAGCCAACCUAAACAAAGAUGUGACGGAGUUGGGUGAGCGCACAUUGCAUAUAGAAAACAAAAUGGCGGAACAUGCAGAGGCCCAUAAUAGCAUGGCGGAUGCCAUGCAGGAGAUGGAGCACAAACUACAUGCCCAUGAAGAUAAGCUAACUGAUCUGCAAGAUCGUUCCAGGAGGAAUAAUGUGCGAAUAAGGGGCAUUUCGGAAGAUAUAGAUGGCAAACAAUUGCUCCAAUACAUAACAACCUUCUUUGCCAAGCUCAUACUGGAAGUGGACCCAGACCUUCUGGUCUUAGACCGCAUACACAGAGUCGGGAGGCCGAAACACAUACCGAUUUCAUCACCACAUGAUGUGUUAAUGAGGAUCCAUUAUUUUCAUGUCAAAGAUCAAAUUAUGAAAGCCAGCCGCAAAAACCGACCCCAGAAUACAAAUCGCUGCAAAUCUACGCAGAUCUCUCUCCAGCCACACUACUUCAACGCCGGAACCUGGCGCUUAUCACGACUUCUCUACGUGCUCAAAACGUGCCUUACUGUUGGGGAUUCCCCACCAAGAUCCAGGUGCUAAAAAAUGGGACUCUCCACAUGAUCAGGACGGUGGAGUAGGGACGCAAAUUACUGAGACACUGGGACAACCCUAUCCAGGAUCCGAAGCACCUACCUGCGCCCGGCCCUAGGUGGGUAAAUCCAGAGUGGCAAAAAGCACCAUGAAUUGCACCGAAAUUACCAUGACUUUGUACAUCUUAUAACAGAGAGGGCAUGAUGUUCUCAUAUGGGUAAUGUAAAUGUAAACUGUUUGUUUGAAAUUGCUGGGUGCAGUGGCCCCCCUGGGGGGUUGUGUGAGAAGCUAAUUAAAAAACGCCGGGCCCUGGAGGGGGCAUACAUAUUGUGGUACCAUUUCCCGCCGGAGGGAGCCCUGGUAUCUCAACCAGAAAGCUCGCAUAUUACUUACCAUAAGGUUUUAAUUAAAUACACACAAAAAAAAGCGCAACAUAUUAAGAUGGAUAGACGCCGUAGAAAGGGAAUACAAUCACCAAGAUGGGAAGUAGUUGAGACUUAAACUUGCAGUUUAAGAGUAUAGCCGACACCAGUGGGAAUAUUCGCACACUGGUAGAGGCUACCAUUACCACGACCCCUGGUAGUUGUCUUGGCCCUCAGGAAGGCAACUCCAGACCCCUAGGGGUUAAUUCUUGGGCCAUUGAGUUUUAUUGUAUGUAAGUUAUAAAAUGUUAUGCUGUUUCAUUCCCCUAUCCUUCUCCACCCCCCAGAACUCUUGCAAAUCUCUACCAUGGGUGCCCAGGAUAAAGCUAGUAAAGUCAUGCCAGGCCCCCGAUCAAUCCAACAGCCAAGACUACAUUUAUGAAAAUAGUCACGUACAAUGUUAAGGGGUUAAACACCCAACACAAGCGUACUCUCCUGUACAAAGAUCUGUCCAAAUGGCAUAGCGACAUAGUGUGCCUACAAGAGACACACUUUAACAAACAACCGCAAAAAUCCCUGUACCCUCAGUCAUACAGUAGUCAUACAGCACUCCACUGCUCACAAAAUAGGGUGAAUGCUCACUGACAACAUGGCAUUCACCCUAUUGCGCAUGGACAGUUAUUUGAUCAUAGUUUGUAUUGUGAACGAGAUAAAAUACACUAUAACGAAUGCCUACUUCCCAAAUACAAACCAAGCCCAGUUCUUAGAAAUGCUGUGUAAUAAGAUAGAUAAGAUCAAACAGGGUACCCUGGUGUUGUGUGGGGAUUUCAACUUUAUAGCAGAACCAGCCUUGGACUCAUCAGCCAAGCUUACAAACAUAAGAUUAAAGGCGUUGCAGGGUUCCUGCAAGUCUUUAAGAACCCGUCUUCAUUUCCAUAACCUGCUCGAUGUGUGGCGCACCCUGCACGACCAUGAAAAAGAUUAUACGUUCCACUCAGUGGUCCAUAACUCUUACUCGACCUCUUGUACACAUCACCCACAGACCUGAUCCAAAUAGAGAAUUGUGUGAUAGGACAGAUGACUUGGUCUGAUCAUGCACCAGUCUUUUUAUACAUUAAAGACGCCCACACACACACAGGGAAGGGGUUCUGGAGGCUCAACGAAUCACUACUCCAUGAUCUAGACUUUAUCAAAAGCGUUCGGGUAGAACUGAAAGAAUAUUUCGCUAGGAACAACAAUGGGGAGACGUCCCUGGAAACUCUAUGGCUGGCCAAUAAGGCGGUGAUUAGGGGCAUUUUUAUAAAGAGGGCGUCUUACCUAAAAUGGGAACGGGAAUCUCAAAUGACAGAAUGGCUCCAAAAACUAGAAAUAUUGACAAGACAAAAUAAACGCGAAGCAUCCAGUGAAUUGGCAUCACAGAUUAAGACACUAAAAUCCCAGAUUGACGAAGCCAAUUUGCUGAAAACAAACUAUCAUAUACAGAAACUAAAAGCCAGGUUCUACAACCAGGGAAACAGGGUAGGCAAAGUGCUGGCCAAUUUACUCAAACAUAGACAAACAAAACACUGUAUCUCAUCCAUAAGAAUAAACAACACAAAAAUGGUACACAAACCCCAGGACAUUAGCAAAGCAUUUGCAACAUUUUAUAAAGCUCUCUAUAACAUAGAGACAGACCAACCCAAAAUACGACCAACGGGGGAUCAGAUCCAGAACUUCCUAGACAAGGUGUCCCUCCCCAAAUUGAAUGCCAACCAAAUAGCAUCUUUAAAUGCACAUAUAUCGACUGACAAAAUCCUUAAAAUUAUAGCUGGGUUACCCCCACACAAAGCACCGGGACCAGAUGGUCUAACAUGCAAAUAUUACAAGGUUUUUGGUGACCUCUUAGAACCAUACAUGACAAAGCUAUUUAAUUCCACUAACCAAGAAAAAGGCCUACCGACAGACUUGUUACUAGCCAAUAUCAUUACAUUACCCAAGCCGGGGAAGCAACCCAAUGAAUGCAAAACUUUUACACCCAUAUCGCUGCUUAACAUGGACGCAAAGAUCUAUGCCAAAUGGCUAGCUACUAGAUUAUCCUCAGUCAUACCAACCCUAAUAAAGGGAGAUCAAGUGGGGUUUGUGUCUGGGCGCCAAGGGGCAGAUAAUUCAUGGAAGGUGGUGGACCUGUUGAGCCAUAUGAGACGAGCCGGGACCGAGGGCCUACUGUUCUCGCUAGACGCGGAAAAAGCGUUUGACCGGCUGGGCUGGGGGUUCUUGGUCUCGGCCCUGGGAAGGUUUGGAAUCCCACAAUUUUUUUUUAUCCUAAAUAAUGGCCCUAUACAACGAACCAACAGCGGUAGUCUCUACGGGUGGUUACACAUCUGCCAGAUUUAAGGUGACAAACGGUACGAGGCAAGGUUUCCCUCUGUCUCCGAUUUUGUAUAUAUUAGCACUCUAACUGUUAGCGGAACUGAUCGGAUCCACACCCAACGUACAUGCUAUUAAUAUAGGAGGCGAAGAACACAAGCUUAGCCUCUUUGCGGACGACGUCCUAAUCACUAUGACCCAGCCAAGGACAUCAGUUCCAGAAGUCCACUUGUUACUCUCUAAGCUGGAACGCAUCCUUGCGUUCCACAUAUCAUCUCCCUACGAUUUGUAGGUUGUCCUUAUUCCUGUGGAGCGCAUACAUGCAUACAUGUUUGUAAAAUAGCAGGCAUAUUCUAUAAGAUUAUAUAUAUUUUAUUUUCUUGCACAGUCUGCACAUCUAUCUUUAUAAUAGGAAUCACUAAACUGUCACCUAUUCACACCAUAAUGUGCAUGAAUCUAUUUUUAAUUGACAAUUUUAAUAUUCUUAGCUUCACACUAUUGAAGUAUUUUCCCUUCUCUUUAUUGCAUUGAGAGACAUUAUGGAUUACAUGUACAAGAUAUUUGGAACGCAUGUAUGAGCUCCACAGGAAUAAGGACAACCUACAAAUCGGAGGGAGAUAUGUGGAACACAAGGAUGCGUUCCAGCUUAGAGAGGAACUCAUCCUUGUGUUCCACAUGCGUUUUUUUUUUUUUUUUUUCAUGCGUUCCAAUGGAACGCAAAACCCGGAACCAGAAGUGCGUCACAGAGAAACGAUACCCGGAAGUAACAGAGAAAGGAGGGAAAAAACAAAGCUGAAACAGAUUCAAAAGGAACACUACUCAUAGGACAGAAAGGCAGCAACUGAGGAAGCCUCUUGGAGAGGCGAAAUGCGUUUUGCUACAUUGUAAGGACUGCCAGUACAGACUGUAAGGUUUUUAAUUUAUUUUAUUCAUAAUAUAUUGUGCACUUUAUUGAAUAAAGCACUUUUGUUACCUUUACUGCAUGCCUGUGACUGCAAUCAAAGGAGGAUCCUCUACAUACAGAGGAGGGAGUGGGACCCCCUAUAUCCCACAAAGCUGAAUAUUUGAGCCUAAUACUUAUUGGCUCCCUACUUGUGAGUGUAAAUUCAUUGGAAAUAUUGACACUUUUCCCACAAGUUCAAACGAUAUUGCACCAUUAUUUGUCUUUUAUGUUUUAUUAUAGGAGUUUUAUCUAAUAGAAAGAAUUGUUCUUGUAUGUGCAUGUAAGAUAUUUCGUCUUAUUUAUAUUUGUGUUUUAUACUAUUGGUGAAGGUUAAGGGGACCCCACCUAGACGUUAGAGUAUUCUACAUUAGCACUAAGCACCCACUUAAUACCUGCAUAUUUUUAUUUCUACAUGAAAACACAUUUGACUUGUAGAAUUUUUCCAAAUCAGCCAUUUUAAACUUAAAUAUAAAAUCCACUUUAGUUAGUAACCCUGUGUUUAGUACUGUUGCAUCCUGUGAGUACGUUAUACACCACACAUUACUGUGAACUCUAUUUUUGUGGAGCUCUGUAAUUUAUUCAGAAACACCAAACCAUUUGAAAAGCUAAGAAUCAGAGGAAUUUCAUAGGAUGAAGACUGUAUUAAUAAUUGCCCCCUCUCUUCUAUCUCAGGUUGACAGGCAGCAAUUUGAGGAGACUGUACGGACCUUGAAUAAUCUGUAUGCUGAGGCUGAGAAGCUUGGAAGUCCGUCUUACCUGGAAGGCUGUCUCGCCUGCCUUACUGCAUAUACAGUAUUUCUGUGCAUGGAGACACACUACGAGAAGGUGAGACAAGCAUCCUUGAUAAAUAACCUGUUUAUUAUUUUCAGAUUCUGCAGUACUGGCUAAUAUGAGUAAAGGAUAAUAUGUUAUAAAGACAGAAACGGACUAGUGUUGCCAAGCUAACUAUUUAAAAGGGAAAGAAUGUGUUCCACAAAUUAUGUAUAGGGGUAGCCCUUGGUUCUUGCCAAAACCUGUCUAACUGAAGAUGACUAAUUUCCUUAAAAACCACCCAAGGUGUUAUUUUAGGGAACAGGGUGGCCAAAAUGUCACAUAACUAAAAAGGUGCCUUUUAGGGCAAUUUAUAGUUAUUUACAAAAUUAUUUUACAGUGUUGUACAAUGAAGAUAUGUGAUCUAAAACAAGUUUAAGUUUAGAGGGACAAUAACUGAUGAUCACGUUUCCCAGAUAUGCUAAAGUAAACUUUUUUCAACAUUGAUACAUAUUUUUAUUUAAAUGAACACUCUGGGCACCAUAAUAACUUAAUUGAAAUAAAGUUGUUAUGGUGCUAGAAGGUGCAUUGCGUUGCCUUACUUUUUAGAGGUUAAAUUCAUUCAUGAAUGGUUUAACCUCAUGAUCUCCUUUCCAGCACUGUUUGUCUCUGCACCCUUCACAUCUGCUUUUUCAAAAUCUUCAGAAUGGAAGUCUGGGAGAGCUGCUGGGAAGGGUCUUCACUGAUUGGUUAAGAGCAAUCAGUAGCUCCCCAUUCAUUAUGAAAAAUGGCUUGAAAAAGGUACUUGGAUAGCCACUAGUAGGAGUUCCUGCAUGAGUCCUGCAAUUUUUGCAUUAUCUAUGUUUAGUGUCUUUGCUCUCUGUAUGGCAAUGCUCAAUGCUCCCUAUAGCAAUGCAUUGAUUUAAUGCAUCUUUAUGAGGAGAUGCUGAUUGGCACACCUUGGCAAUUUGCUGCACAUGCGAACUAGCCUUUCAAUGCAUUGGUUCGGCUGAGAUCAUAAAGAUUGCUGAUCUCAGUUAAUGAGGUGGGACCUGCAGCACAGAGACCAGCACGGAAAGGAAUAAAAUGUAGCUGAAAGUAAGCUUAUCUUUUCAUUCUUGGGGUGAGGGGGCACGACUCCUAAAUAGUUAGUAGAAACACUAUUGUUAGGAAUACAUGUAUUCCGAAUGCUAUAGAGUUCCUUUAAGAUUGUCUUUCAAAAUGUUCCUAAUACCAUUUCUAGGACUCAUUUAUACAGUGGUUUGGUUCAAAGAGCCACAGUUGCCCUGCCCUAUGUUAAGGGCAUUCAAAUGGUUCCUUUUGGGGCUUUUAAAAGAAAGCAGAGUACAGAUAUUAAACGGACCUUUUUUAUUCCCGUUCAGCUGUGUUUAGAUGAAGUUUUUUAAGGAGAAUGAAUUGAGGCCUUUCAGCAGCUUUCAGAUGAAAUGCUUUGCAAUGUACAGACAGAUUUUAGAUUUAUUUAUUCAGGAAGGACUAGCCAGCAUAAAAACCCUCUCCCUGCCACAUUUUUCAUUAAAACCUGAAUUCCCACCCACAUACCCAUCCCUACCUAGCACCAAAGGGGUUACACGCAGACAGCUUGUGUCCUCAUCCCCUCCUGAAACCAACUGUAAAUAUUGGGCUGUUGGACAGCUCUCCCUAAGUGGUCGAAAAGAGCAAACGCUUUGGAUGAAUUCACCUCUGUGAGAGGUAUGUGAUCCAGACACACAAACCUACUGUUAAUAAAUUGGUCUUUUAUUUAUUUAUAACCUCCACGGCUCGGCUCUGCUUAGUACUGUUGGUUAACCCAUACACUGUCAGACUGUAUAGUUACAUAGUGUGCUGCCUUGUGAAUGUGAAUGCAAGCCAUUUUCUGAACAGGUGGAAGGCAUGCAGUAACUAGAAUAAAAAUAGAAUUAUCAUUAUUCCAAUUUUAUUUUUUCUUUGUCAUUUAACCAACUAAAAUCUAUACAGAGAUUUAUAAUUUUGCUGCUGUGAUGAAUAAAGGAAAAUGUGACCAGAAACUGCAAGAUAUGUGUUAAAAGAACACUGUAUCAUAUUUUGAUUUCAUACAAUGUUCACAAUUACAGUAUCAAAGUAUUCUUCCAGGAAAGGGUGUUCUUUGCAUGAUGUUCCUUGUGACUCUUAAAUAUUGCUGCUGGAGUUUGAUCCGCUUUCCUAUCUUAUGUUAUACGAAAAUCUAGGCUAAAUUAACACAGAUGAGGAAGGACAUUUUGGUGCCCUGCUCAUCAGUGUUUGCUUAAUUCCAAACUGCAUGAAACAAACUUUAUAUACCCAACAUGGUGGUAGCAUUCCCCUUGGUUACUACACCUUCUUUUUACCUCAAUUCCUGAUUUAUGCUAGUGUGUAACUCUUCAUUUGAAGUAGGACUGUCUACUGUUCUACUCUGGAAGACUAUAUUCAUGGGGCCUUCACUGCCAUAAUUGGGAAAGGCCACCCAUUUAAACCUGAAUCGCUACUUCUACACGACACCACUCUCCCCAUAGCCAAGUAUAAAAAUAGUUCUAAAAAAAAAUGUAUGAUUCUCUAUGGAGGAAUUGUAGACCUGUUGCUGUGAGGGCAGUGCAUGAGACUAUGUUCCCCCGAUCCUCUUCUAUGAGGAGCAUUGGAUUGGCAUGCCACCAGAAUAACGCAACCUGAGGGGGUGGUUGUGGCACCACUGGUGGAGGCCCUGCGCUGGAGAAAAGGUGAGUAAUUUGUGGGGGGAGGGGGAGGGUUUCAUUUUGUUGUGUACAGAUUGGGGCUUAAACUAUCUAGUAACAUCAGGACUGUAGCCUUAGGAGGACACAUAUAUGUAUACCUAAUGCUACAGUGUUCCUGCACUGUGUAUGUUAAGGCCUCCCUUAGCUUCUGCUUUAAAAAGGUGCACCAUUUUUAUGCAGCUAAUUUGUGUCAGAGAUUGAACAAGGAUUUAGAAAUUCUGUAGCAUUCUAUAGAAAUGCCUUUCACAUUUUGGCAUCAUGGGGUUAAAACAUUCUUCAAAAAAGUGUUAAUGUAGCAGUGUAUUGGAUGGAAAUCUGUCAAGUAGAAGUUACAUUCUUGAACUGGAAAGAGAUUAAUAAAACAUGACCAAGCAGUAGUUUAUAGCAGAAGUAUACUGCCCCCAUAGAUUACCUUUUUAAUCAUUAGUGCCAGCAGCUGACUGUGCAGAGAAUUUUAUUUGAAGUGCUAUCCAACUGAGACCCUCCAGAUGAGGUCUAACUUUCAGUAGGCUUCUGUCAACUUCUUAAGCUACAUGCCAUACUGCAGACCCGGACAACUGUGCUUCAGAGCAUUGCUUGCAAAGGAGACCAUCCCAUACUGGAUGUAAACUAGCUGGUGAUAAAUGAGUUAAUUGUUUUAUGUAAACCAACAAUAUUCCUUUCUGCUCCUAGUGCCCAGUGGUGCCUGAAUGGCUGGCAGUGGGCAGCUUAUCUGAAUCACUCAUUUUUCUGCUAAAAAAAAUAGUUAGGGUUAGAAUUUCCCUGCAAUUUCCUCCUCCCUCUAAUACCCUCAUUACCCGCACAAUGAACAAGAGACACUCUCCCAUCACAAGUCUCCAAGACUAUUCAUUCUUUUGUCAGAGUAGGUUAUCUCGUCAUCACUUCUGUCUCAUAUCAACAGUAAUCCUAAAUAUUACAUUUUUACAGGAAUAUACAAAUGUCAACAUUCGUUAACAGUGUCUGUACAGGGUUUUGUGUUUUUUUUUUUGUUUUCUGCAACCGUAUUCUAAUCUAUUUUAAUUAUCUUUCUUCACCUUUCCUACCUUCUCUCCCAAUUAACGCUGUUAGUUACGCAUGCUCCUUACAGGGCAACAGUCGCUUUCUAUAGGUUUUUAUAUUCCCUUUACUUAUGCCUUUUCUUUAACAAAUAUUUGGGAAGGCUAAAAAAUAAAAUCUACACCUCCUGUUUUACUCUAUUUUGCUACUGAGUGCCUUCAUCUUGGAUCCCUGUUGAUCUCUGCUAUAAAUGUUACCUUUGCACAUGUCACUCUGCAUAGAGAGUGGGAAAGAAACCGAAACCAUUUUAUUUUACCUCCUCAAAUGCAUUGUGUGUCCUGGUGAUUGCGGAAUCUUUAAAGGGACAUUGUAGGCAGCCAGAAGCUCACUGAAGUCGUCUAGGUACACGGUACAAUGAACUCUAUUGUCCUUAGUGCUGCAAUGUUAAACAUUGCAGCUCCAGAGAAACUGCAAUGUUUACAUUGCAGCACUAAGUCAGCCUCUAGUGUCCGUAUCAUUACUAAACAGUUUACUUUAUGUUUAGUAAAGAUUCUCUGUACCCAGCAGCCUCAAGCUUUACCUCCAGUGAUGAAAUGGCAGAGGAAGAGCUAUGCUACGCUUUACGCCAUACCAGGAGUAGUAGGCUGUGAUUGGCUAAAACCAUCAGUUGAGCACUCUUAGCCAGUCACUAUGCUAAUCUCUGGUAUGAAUUGGUAUGGACCGAGGUGGUAGCAUUGCUCUGUGUCAGUUAUUGCAGGCUGUGUCAUGUUUUUGAAGUGGAUUCUCUUUUUCUUGUAGGAUUUAAUUUUUACCAUGCUUUUGGUUCAUCUGUUGCCUUGUUAAGAUCUUCACCUGGAAUAAUUCAUUUCAUUUUGUGUUAUGUAUUCUGUCAGUGGAUGAGAUCUUAGGUGUGUUUUUAAAGAAGUAAAAUAAACCAAUUUCCGCUGAAGGUGUUCUCCUUCUUACAUCUGAGAAUAUAAUUUAGUUCACCUUUCUUUAGAUUACAUUGACUUUCCAACCAAUCCAUACCCUUCAAUGUAAUGCUCUUGCAUCAUACAUCAUUUCUCUUACUGAAGUCCUGAACCAGGUUGUGAAAGUGAGAGUGACAGGGCUGCCCAAAUAUAUCCUUUUGGUUAGAAAUGGCCCUCAAUGGCAUUUAGCAGGCUCACUGUUGGUAAUAUCAGCAUGUUCUGUUACGGUCAGUUGUUUCAGUCGAAGCCGAACCCCUAACUUGGUUGGUCCACCCCCUAUAGACCGCUAAGAAAUACAAAUUCAUAAUGACCUGCUUUGAAGCUAAACGCCAGCUGCCACAAUGGAAAGUGAAGUACUACUUUUUUUUGGGAAGCACCCAAGUGUACAUAGUACGACUAUUGCUAAUGCAGAGCAAAAAUACAUUGAUUAUAUUUCUACUUUGGCUACAAGUCCUUAGACCAGAUACCAGACCGAUAUCUUUAUAUUGUGACAUAAAUGGUCUCCAAAGGGUUAAAAUAGGUUAAAAUAAUAUCCUGUCGCUUGCUGCAGAUAUUGUACAAGUUGACGCUCUGACACAUCCCAGCAAGAUAGGAGUACAUAGUAAACAAAUGUCCGAGGCUUCCACCAGAAUAUUUAUUAUUUUACCAACAAGGAUACAUUGAGAUUUCUCUUGUUUUCAAGUAUGUCCCGGAACCACAAAUAUUGCAUUGUUACAAUAGGGUACAGCAUAAUAUUAAAAUACACAAAGUAAUAUUUCAAUACACAUACAUAGUCAGAACAGUAUUGCUGAUGGCAGCAUUGGCGAUUUAACUCUCUCCUUGCCUAGGGUUGUAAGCAAAACUUUCUCUUCCUGUUGAUGAAAUGACGAAGGCUGGGCAUGUUUUUCUUUAGAAAGAUUGAAAUUUUAUAUCCUUGCUUCAGUAAAUACUGACUCAAAAAAUGUGUGGGUUGUGAAAAAAAUCUUAAGUAUUUUCUAUGUAAGAACAACAGAUGCUGUGGUUGUUCCAAUAUUUAUCCAACGUGUUCUGUAACAAAGAUCUGUGCUCCAUAAAAAAGGCCUGGGAUUCUAAUAAGUCACAGCCCGCUGAACACUCCUAAUAUCUUAUAGAAUUAUUAGUAGAAAACCAAUGGUGUAUAGAGGAGUAGACCUAACACACUAUACAUUAAUUGUACGUUGCAGCCAGAAAACGAACCAUACAAUGUACCACUGCUCCAGAUCUAGAUUUGCCAGUGUUUGUUUGGUUAGAGAGAAAGAUUAACGGAUAAAACAAAUUACAACCAAACCAGAUGCAGUCAUAUUGUUUAUAAGUGGAUACAAAUACAUUUGAUUCGUGAUAAUGUCUUCUGACAUUGGGGGUAAAGUGAGUCAUGUAACAUAUUUCCUUAGUAACAAGAUCCUAUUUUCCUAUUGAUGGGGAGGUGUGUGGUGUGAUGCUGGUGUUGUUGCAAUUAUAUCUCUUCAGCAGUUAAUAAAACUGGAGAAUUCAUGACCACAGUAAAACAGCAGUAUUGAAAUGUACUGCUUGCUGACAGCAGUUGCCGUUUACGAGUUGGGAGAAGUGUUGCAUGAUGUUGUUUCCUGCCAUACAAACAACGGGUCGGACCCCUAAGGGAGCAUGCUGAAAAAGCCAGCCUCUAUCUAAGACUGGAAUAUAACAAAAUCACUUUUUUCUUUUCUGUAUGAUCUUGGAUGGAGGCUGGCCUUUAUCAAUGUCCCUGGUUAGGUGGUCUGACCACUUGUUUGCAAGGUAUUUUUGAACAGCCCUUGACAUGUAAUGGUAACUGUCUUUUCUACACUGUCUUUUUUUCAUACAAAAAAAAAAAAAAAAACUAUUUAAAUUUAUUUUUAUAACAUUUUAUUGAAAGCUCUAAUUCCUUUGUAUCUUCAAUUCUAUUUUCAUAGGUUCUGAAGAAAAUCGCGAAGUAUAUCCAAGAGCAGAAUGAAAAGAUAUAUGCUCCCCAGGGCCUACUCCUUACUGACCCGAUCGAGAGGGGUCUCAGAGUAGUAUCCUUUUUAUACAAACUAUCGUCCAAUAGAAUACUUCCCUGACAAGUUACAGACAUUUUUCAGAAAAUUAACAGGAGCCCUGAGAUUGAAAUUGAUUUGACAUUGUAGUUGUGUGAUUGUGCAGCAAAGUAUUUAUUGACAACAUAUCUGAAAACGAUUGAAAAAAAAUACUGAUCUGAGAUGUAUUUACAUCUAAAAUGACAAUUUUUCUCCAGCCUCUUUCUACAGAAUUUGUCUGAUACGGUAUAGGUCUGUUAAUAGCACAUGGAGACCUAUAGUCCACCUUUCCAGGUCAAGCAGGCAGAUGUAACAUCUAGUCUUGGCAGUGUCGCAUGAGAGUUCCAUUUAGCGCGUGUGUGUGUAUAUAUAUAUAUAUAUUCCAUUGUUUCCAAAUACAUGAAAGCAGGAAUUACUACCAGUGGGUUUUAGUUUAGUUUUUAUUUUGUCUUUUUAAAAAAUUCUUAAAUUGAAGAACAUUCUUAAAAUUUGUGGCAUGCUUUUCCAGAAUGUUUUGUUGUUGGCAUUCUGCCCCUCUGCCUCAUUCUCUGUCCCCAGCACUUGUAGGAAAGCUGUUCCCUUUGGUGCAUGUGACUUUCUAAAGCAUUUCUCGCAAUGAAUGGCCAGUGAUAGUCUGAGAAUGUCAGCUGAUGCUUUCAGCCUAUGACUAGCAUCUAAAGGAAAAGCUUAUUGGUAUGGCUGGAGGAGGUUCAAUGCAAAAUUCUGUACUGUUCAAAAAUGGGUUAUCCAUAUAAGGUAAGACGGAACUGAGGACCUCCAGACCCCAUAACUUCAUUGACACCAAGGUGUUAUGGGGUUGGAGGAUUCCUUUAAGUAGAUUAACCCUAUAACACCUGCUCCUUUCUUUCAAACUAGAGGUAUUUAUUCAGGCAGGGCACGUGUCAUGCAUUGCAUGUAUGCUGUUUAUCAUUUUUAUUGCACUCCAGUUUUCCCAUAUGUACUCCUAUACGUGUUAUUCAUUAAACAUUGAGUUGUGGCAAAUUGUAUGGCAAAAUAACUGAACUGAGCAAUUACCUGAGUUGGAAAGUGUUUCCAGCUCGUCUCUUUUUUAAAUAAAACCUGUGAUUCUCUAUCCGGUACUCCAUAAUUCCCCCUCUACUGAAUAAUGCCAGACGUUAAAGCAGGUUCUAACAAGGAAAGCCAAAUUAUAUCUGGAAAAAUAGAAUCAUAUUAUGUGAUCCAGAUUUACCCAUCUAUGUCUUGCUAGCCUGCCUGUAGUCUGGUUUAAUGCUUUACCCACACCUCGCCACAAUCCGUGUAUAGGUGUUGUUGCCUCAUGCUGCCCUAGAUUCACCCAAUUCCUUGCAUUUCCUAACCCUGCUAGUGAACACUUAUUGUGCCCUCACAUGCCCCAUUUAUAGUCCAUGUUGCUUUAUAGUUUCAUCACAACUAAUGCCAUCUUCUUGUGAGUGCUACAGCUGCCAGGUUCCUACAGCAAUGCUAACUACAGCUGUUGGCAAGUGCAGUACUAAUCGUGAUACACUACUGAUAAUUACCUGUAACUACCGGUCUGUCUAUAGAUUUAUACAGUGCAUAUACAGAGCAAACCCUGCUGAUCUGCACUAGUGAACAGAUGGUGUAUGUCACGGAUAUCACCGCUAUUCCUUCACUGCACCACCAGAUCGAGAUUACCAUCUUUGAGGACAGAAGCUUGACUGGAAGAUAGAACACACCAGGUAAUUAAUAUGUAAGAUUCAUUACAUAGAUCUUAUUGCUUGUACUAUAUUUAACAGUCCAAUUGUUACCUCUUUUUAAACACCAUGCAGACAGAGAAAUAAAAAAAAUUUAAAAAAAAUGUUAUUGCUCAGUCAUAGACCUAUGUGGUAUUUUGUUGUUUUUUUAAAGAAAGGUCGUCAGAAGCAGUGCUUACUUAACAAAGAUUUUUGUGCUUUGCCCAGAAGCUCCUUUUAUCGAAUUAAUGAAUUUUGCAAUGUGAAUGCAAAUGGCACAGGUGACCAUUUUCCUAAUAGGCCAAUCAUGGAAUGCUAGCAUAUGUUCUUUGUACACUACUUUGAAUACUCUUUGGCCCUUUAAGGGGUUAAUUGUAAGAUUGUUUUGUAUUAAAUAAAAAAAAAAUAAUUCAUUUAACAUACUGUGCUUCCGGAAUAGCUGAGUCAUGUCUGAGGCUUAUUCACAAUAUAAAACCACCCAUGGUAAAUGAUAUCCGAGUAAUACAGAGCUGUUCUAUUCCCCAAAAAUAUGAAUCCUAUGAGUCCUAAGGAAAGUAACUUGGUUUACUGAUCUAGUUUGUUUUCUGCUUUUUUUUCCUGGAAAUAAGACUUGGAUAGGAGACCUAAAACCUUAAUCCAAAACAGACAUAAAUCCAGGCACCUCUGAAAAGAAAUGGCUCGUUGUGCAAGAACAUAUUUUUUUUUAUAUAUAGAUUCAUAUAUUAUCUGAAAGAUGCAUGAUUCCACUUAAAUAAAAGUAUGUAAUGGUCUUGCGUAACAUGUUAUGUCUCCUUUCCCUAGGUGGGUCGGUCCUUCUACAGUAUAUAUCGUUGUCCUCUGCUAAGACGCCCUCCCAACAUUCCUACAUUCGCCAUUCCUGUGUUUUGCAGCAGUCCCACACCAACUCACUUAUGCUAUCAUGUAAUGGACCUAAACCACUGACUUUGUGCCAACCUGUGCCCAUCCCACUCUCCGACGCAAUAAACAUUAAGCAUCUUUUGAACUCAUGGGACUUCGCCUUCUCCAGGACAUUAGGGGAAAAUGAGUAAAAUUAAGAGUGGCAGAGUCUUUUUAAUGGGGGGUUGGGGAUUGUGCCAAUUUUCUGUGAAAUGUAGGUAGUUAAUUUUGUACUAGGGAUGCUACCCAGAUUCCCUCUUUCCUUUUUUUUUGUUCCAAACUGAAGUUGAAUGGCAUUGGUGAACUGCAAGGAUGACCAACAGGCUGGUUUGGUUCAAGGAAACAGAAAAGGCUUGUGAUAAAUAAGGACAAAAUAGGCAUCUUUGCAAUGGGAUGAGCUACAAGAAUGUUUUGUGUCAAAUUAACCAAUAUCUGUCACUUUGCAUUCAGUUUUACUUUUUUGUUUAUUGUCUCCAGAUUGCACAAGGGUUUCAUGUCAUCCUCUCCAAUUUUGCUCUUUCACACACAAAUGUAUCCACUAGCUUUCUCUCACCUACUCAAUGACAUUACUAUUUCUUUCAGUCUGAUAUCCCUUCUUUCUCAAAAAUUCAUAGUUAAAGGGACACCUCAGUUAACACAUUUAAAUCUGUGAAGAACGCAUUCCGAGAGAUAUACAAAAUUAGAGGGUGGAAAAAAGAUACAUUUUGAAGUUUCUGAAUUUGCUGUAAAUUCCUGGGUUUUGCAGCUUCUGCAAAGUAUUUUGGUAUUGUAUUUUGUGCUGUCAAGAGCAGAAAGUGACUCAUAAUGCUCAACUACCUUCCUAAGGCAGUGCUGAGCUCAUCCAUAUACAGUUCAUGAAUAUAGCAAGGUUAGUUUGUUAUAGUUAAAUUGUCUGCUUUCUACUUUGUAGUCACGGCCCACUAUACAGCUGUAAUACUGGAUUGAAAAGGGAAAUCUUACAGGAAUGGGCAGAUAAAUUUAAAAAAAACAAACAGCAUAACCACCUGUAACUUAGCCUACACAUUAUAUCUAACGUGUGGAUGCUUGAAGAUCCCUUUGUGUUAUUGCUUAGUUGAAUCCUCUGCAAAAUGCUGCAACUUUAAACCACACACCUUCAUUUAAAAAAUGACAUUGUCAUUUUGAGCCCGAGUCAUGUUUUAAGUUACAUUUUGAAUUUUAACUGAACCAAUAAAUUAGCAAACGUUUUAAAGUAUUAUCCCAUGUUUCAUGUUCCAUUUCACGCUUUGAUUGCAAGCUAGCAGAUCACAUAGAAUAGAUUACAAAGGAAGGGAUAGGGAAAUUAUUGCAUGGAACUUCUGUGCAGGUUACUUGCAACCAGAACAUGAGACAAAUACAUUUUUAAAACAUUUGCUAAUCUUCACAUUUCACUAAAAUGUUAAGAGAUUAUUUAGAAGAUGUUUGAAUGGCACUGUUCGUUUACAUUACCCCUAUUACAUUACGCUACAUUACCCACCAUUUAAUAUUGCCUUCUCUGGGUAUCAGAGGAGUAUUAAUUUAUUUCUGAUUAAUGAAAACAUUUGGUGGUGUAUUUUUGGAUAGAAAAAUAAUUUAGAAACACUAAGGGAAUAUACAGAUUUCACCAUUGAGGUUAUGUAAAACAACACCCCCUUCCUUUACUCAUGCAUUAUUUUGGCAUGUGCUUUAUAAAACCUCUUUUUUUUUUUCUUCUCAAAGGUAACUUGUACAAGUGAUCAGCUUAAAUGUGAUUUGACAUUUCACUAAUUUUACAAGUUCUAAGCAGCCCAUGCCAUAAACUGUGUGAAAUGAGUAUGUUUGUUACCUUAAGCUACUUGGCAAACAUUGAAACUGUGCUCCUUCGUGUAAGCUUCAGGCAGUAAAAUGGUUAACACCUUCACUGUGUUUGGUAACUAUCAGUCUUAUCUGGUGUCAAAUAGAACCCCACGCCCUUUUCUUCUGAAAUUGCCCACCUUGUGUAUAUUGAGUAAUUGUAACAAACCAUGUGCUUUUAUGUAUUGACUUUAUUAUUAAUAAAUAUAAUUUAUAGGGA